UUAGUUGUCAGUAUCAGCUGCUUCUAGCUUCCAGGCAGUUCUUUGCGUCCAGCACUAGACUCCGAGGACAAUAUUCAGUAAGCCCUUAGCUUCGGAAGGAGAGAAGAUUCGAAUAAUCCGGCUCUUGCCACCAUGAUAAGCGUUUUGGAUGUUCAGGUGCUGACUUGAACCUGAUCUAUUCCUUUCAAAUCAAAGCUGUUCAUCCACGGUGGGAAGGACCAGGCAGCCAAAUGGAGACGCCAUCAGUCGAUCCAACGGGAGAGGACAUCUCUCAACUGCAGCAACAAUGGGAAAGGAACCCCCAGGAAAACGUUGACUCAACUACUCAGUUUAGGCAGCAGACUCAAGACCCUCCUACUGAAGCCCUUGAACUGGGAAUGAAUCCAGAUCCAGCCAGUCAAUUUCUAGAGAAUCCUCAAGGGACAGAAAAACUGGUCACUAGACUUGAAGGAGGCUCUGAUAUAUCUCAUGAAUCAACUCAUGAGAUGCCAGAGUUCCUUCAAGCUUCUGAUCUCUGGUACUGUCCCGAUGGGAGCUUUAUCAAGAAGAUCAUAAUCCGUGGCCAUGGCUUGGACAAACCCAAGCUAGGCUCCCGCUGUCGGGUACUGGCUUUUGGGUUUCCUUUCGGUUCAGGAUUGCCAGAAGGCUGGACAGAGCUAACUGUGGGUGUUGGAUCUUGGAGGGAGGAAACUUGGGGAGAACUCAUAGAGAAAUGCUUAGAGUCCAUGUGUCAAGGUGAGGAAGCAGAGCUUCAGCUCCCUGGGCACUCUGGGCCUCCUUUCAGGCUCACACUGGACUCCUUCACUCAGGGUCGGGACUCCUGGGAACUGGAGACCAGCGAGAAGGAGGCCCUAGCCAGAGAAGAACAUGCAAGGGGCUCAGAACUAUUUCGAGCUGGGAACCCUGAAGGGGCUGCCCGAUGCUAUGGAAGGGCUCUUCGACUGCUGCUGACUUUACCCCCACCUGGUCCCCCAGAACGAACUGCUCUUCAUGCCAAUCUUGCUGCCUGUCAGUUGCUGCUAGGGCAGCCCCAGCUGGCAGCCCAGAGCUGUGACCGGGUGCUGGAGCGGGAGCCUGGCCACUUAAAGGCUUUAUACCGAAGAGGGGUUGCCCAGGCUGCCCUUGGUAACCUGGAAAAGGCGACUGCUGACCUCAAGAAGGUGCUGGCAGUAGAUCCCAAAAACCGAGCAGCCCAGGAAGAGUUGGGGAAGGUGGUUAUUCAGGGGAAAAAACAAGAUGCAGGGCUGGCUCAGGGUCUGCGCAAGAUGUUUGUCUGAUUAAAAGUUAAA
This is a messenger RNA of Sciurus carolinensis (gray squirrel), 1289 nucleotides long. RefSeq names its product FKBP prolyl isomerase like (gene Fkbpl). The coding region runs from base 231 to 1277 and encodes 348 amino acids. Gene Ontology annotation, molecular function: protein binding. The record is from RefSeq and is a predicted model, not a curated record. NCBI's taxonomy places the organism in Eukaryota, Metazoa, Chordata, Mammalia, Rodentia, Sciuridae. The transcript is spliced from 2 exons.